Thalassophryne amazonica is the source of this 3349-nucleotide messenger RNA. RefSeq names its product telomerase-associated protein 1 (gene tep1). NCBI's taxonomy places the organism in Eukaryota, Metazoa, Chordata, Actinopteri, Batrachoidiformes, Batrachoididae. Gene Ontology annotation, biological process: telomere maintenance via recombination. The record is from RefSeq and is a predicted model, not a curated record. The transcript has 21 exons. Gene Ontology annotation, molecular function: telomerase activity; telomerase RNA binding. Gene Ontology annotation, cellular component: telomerase holoenzyme complex. The annotation marks the transcript as partial.
UUAAGAAGUUCCGGUUUGUGAGGCGAGCGACAGCUUCAGUGGUUUAAAAUCAGUUCUGAAACACAUCAAAGUGUCAAAACCCAGCAGAGAAGACGUUUUUAGCCACAGCGACCUGUCUGUGGACUUCAAAGCGCGGCUUUUACGACAUGAGGGCACUGACUUUAAAGCCGGUGGCGGCGGCUCCAGGGGAGCGUAACCAGGCCACGUGUGGGAGGAGUUUGUCUUCAAACUACACUCCUCCAAACCUGGAGAAUAAGAUUUUGCUCCAGUCCACUUUGCUGACGCCUCAGGCGAGCGCCCCACCUGCAUCCCUCACAGUUCCACACUCCUCCUGCCUUUCUGUCCGACCCUCUAAUCUGUCUUCCACCACUUCCACCCUUCUCUUAACCUCCUCCUCACCCUCUGCUCCUUCUCCUCUCCUCAGCACCCAGAACAGACUCCUAAGUAGUGAGUCCACAAACCUUUCCUUUUCCUCUUUUCCCUCGACCGUCCCUUCUUCUGGCCUUCUGUUGACCACGUCCACCUCUGGUGCUCUGCUUGGUCAAACUUCUCAUCUGCCUGCUUCAGCUCUGCUUCCUGAGGUGGGCGAAGAACCUCAGACGGAUGAUGGAGAAAAAAUGGUUGAGAAAGAAAUGACAAGUGAGAAUUCUGAGCUCGAUAGUGAUUGGUCUGAGGAAGAUGAGGACGCAAUCUCAACCUUGGAAUCACAUGAUUUGGAAAACGAGGAAUAUGACCAAACUGUGUCUCAGAGACGAGAGGAAUUUGCUGAGCUUGAUCGAGGAAAAGAAGCUGAAGAGGCACUAAAAGACCAAAAGAAUCUCCUUCUGAAUGUGGUGUGUUGCUCCCUGAUCAAUAAAGAAACCGCUCCAGGCCAGAAGGACUGGGACUCGGAGGACAGUGUAUGGACCAGUAUCAUGAAGCUGGCUAAGGACAUCACUGCCUGUGACUCACAGUUUCUUCUCAAGGUGGCAGUUUACACCCGACAGGAGUUAAAUGUGCGCAUCACAGCAAACUUCCUCCUGGCUCUUGCUGCUCAUCUGCCCGCGACUAAGUCGCAUGUCCGCAGAUACUUCUGUGCCGCUGUACAGCUGCCGUCAGACUGGUUGGAAGUCGCCCGCAUCUACAGCACAUGCUUCAGCCGCUCACUGCCAAUGUGUCUGAAAAAAGCAAUGGCCGACAAGUUCAAGCAGUUCUCGGAGUACCAGCUGGCCAAAUACAACACACGUAAACAUCGCUGCAAACACAACCGCAACAGGCGAAACAAAAAGAAACCGACUGAUGAGCGGCUGAGUCAGUGGGCCAACAUGCUGAGAUCGAACACAACCAUUCUGAAGAAGUUUCUGCAGGUAGAGGCCAGCCCGACAGUGGUGGAUAAAAAGCAGAGUGAGUUCAGUUUGAAGAAAAUGAUCCAGAGGCUCCACAUUAAAGAACCAGCUGAACACGUUAUGGCCAUUCUGGGCAGGAAGUAUCCCGCAGACGCGAAGUCCUUCAUCCGCAGCGGCCUGCAGGGUGUUUGGGACCACCAGCGAGCCGGCCAGCGAAUGAAGCUAAAAAAUCCCGAGACGUGGGAACGGCUGCUCAGCAACGAGGGCAACAAACCUGCCACCUGGGAGAAACUCAUAGAUAACGGGUCUCUUCCCUUCAUGGCCAUGCUGAGGAACCUGAGGAACAUGAUCACUCAGGGCAUCAGUGAGCAGCAUCACCAGAAGAUUCUCCACAGACUGAGCAAUAAGAACGCGGUUAUUCAGAGCCGACAGUUUCCCUUCAGGUUCCUCGCUGCCUACAAAGUCGUCAUGGAGCUGAGAAAAUUGGCCAAGCAGUCUCAACAGGAGGUCCCCCCUGUGAAGGAGAUCUUGAAGGGCAUCUUGAAGAACAUACCCAAGAGUAAUCGAUUCAAGCAUCUGGACUGGGACAGCGCCAAAACUCGGAGGAUGAGGGUGGCGCUGGGAGUGCCCUUUGUUUAUCGAAUAUAUAACAUGAAGAAGGCUCAGCUGCAGAAGGCCAAUCAGAGGAACUUCACUGUUGAGCUGUUGGAUCGUUACCGCAAAGCUCUGGACACGGCCAUCCAGAUCUCCUGUCGCUACAACAUUCCUCCUCUCCCUGGAAGGACUCUGAUCCUAGUCUCUGCCAGGAUGACACAUGACGCAGACUGGUCUAAGAAACAAGACUUCUGCCUCCCUCAAGACUCCGAGGAGGAGAGCGAAGAGACAGAAGAUCAAGAGGGUGAUGGGGGGAGGAAGAAGAAGGAAAAGGACUCUCUGACUCCUUCUCUGACAGAGAUGGCGGUCUUGCUCUCUCUGAUGAUCAGAAGCCGCUCUGAGGAUGGUCUUCUCUACUUGUAUGACUGGUGUUGCUGUGAACAAGUGAACCUGAAGUCUGAUGUCCUUCUGGAAAAUGUCAAGACUGUGAUGAAGCACAUUGAGACACUUGUAAGUGGAUCUACUGAGAAUGAAGACAACUCCCUCUCCAGACUGUUAACCAAAAAAAACAAGGUGGACAACAUCAUCGUGCUGUCUGACUCCUGGAUUAAUUCUCAAGUUCAGUGGGGCAUCAAUAACUACGUGAAGAACAUCAACAAUAAAGUCUUCAUCAUGAAAGUCUUCACAUCACAAUAUGCCAACGACAAAACGGACAAGAACUGUACGGUGGUGAAAAGUUUGAGUGAACAGCUGCUCAGGUUUGUGGCUGAGCGGGGAUCAUCCAGGCUUCUGGACCACGUGGAGCAUUUGGAUAAGAUAUACAACAUUCCACCACCAGAGGGAGGCAAAUGUCCUGAAACCACAAGCAGCAUUCUCUCACUUCCAGCCAGCCCUAAAUUAAGCUGGAGAGGUGUGCGCGUGUUCAUAUCCUCCACCUUCAGAGACAUGCACACUGAACGUGACGUUUUGGUCCGGAGUGUCUUCCCGGAGCUCCGGCGGCGUGCUAUGCAACACUGCAUCUACCUGCAGGAGGUGGACCUGCGCUGGGGUGUGAUUGAAGAGGAGUCCAACCGGGCCACCGAGCUGUGUCUGUCAGAGGUGUGUCGCAGCCAGAUGCUGAUCGGAAUCCUGGGAGAGCGGUACGGCCUCGUGCCGUCCAAACUGGACCUGCCUGACCUGCCACAGUACCACUGGGUGAAAUCGGCACCGGCAGACCUGUCCGUCACAGAGCUGGAGAUCCGACAGUUCCAGGCUCUGUACCCGGAUACAAUGCAGGAAAGGAUGUUCUUUUACUUCAGAGAUCCAAACUUUAUAGAGUCAGUUCCGGGUCCGUGGAGGUUGCACUUUUCCCCUGAGUCACAUGAAGCGGAGUCAAAAAUGGCAGAUUUGAAGCGCAGGAUCUUGGCCAGUAAUGCCAAGGUCACUCAAAA